Messenger RNA from Ziziphus jujuba (common jujube), 6822 nucleotides. Its product is annotated as autophagy-related protein 2. The transcript has 15 exons. Lineage: Eukaryota; Viridiplantae; Streptophyta; Magnoliopsida; Rosales; Rhamnaceae. Gene Ontology annotation, cellular component: extrinsic component of membrane; phagophore assembly site. The record is from RefSeq and is a predicted model, not a curated record. Gene Ontology annotation, biological process: piecemeal microautophagy of the nucleus; autophagy of mitochondrion; reticulophagy. Gene Ontology annotation, molecular function: phosphatidylinositol-3-phosphate binding. The coding region runs from base 378 to 6335 and encodes 1985 amino acids.
AACCAAAACGCAAACGUAAACGCAAAAAGAGACCAAAGUCUCUCUCGGAGGAUUUGAGCAAACCCCAAAUUUUUUUUUUUUAAAUAAAAAAAAAAAAUUUAAAAAUCGUUGUCUUCGCCAACCCGUUUCAAAUAUCUAUCUCGCCCAAAGUUCCUCAAAAUCAUUAUCGCAGCGCUCUUCUUUCACAGAUGGAGGUUCGAGCUCCAACUCGACCUUCCAUCGCCACCAAAGUUUCGAUACCUUAUUAUUGCUUGACCUCCAAACCCUAAAAUUUUGUGUGUUUUGUUUCCCCCCAAUUCGCUCAAUUUCUCUUCUUUGUCUUGGUUUUUGUUAUCUUCGUCGGUUGUGGUCACCACCACCACCACCACCGGCCGACCAUGUUUCCGUGGAACAUCGCGAAAUCUGCUGAGGCGAUGUUCUCGCGGUGGGCUUUGAAGAGGUUGUGUAAAUUCUUGUUGAAGAAGAAGUUGGGUCAGUUUUUGUUGGGGGAUAUCGAUCUCGACCAGCUCGAUGUGCAGCUCACUCAAGGCACAAUUCAGCUCAGUGAUCUCGCGCUUAAUGUCGAUUAUAUUAAUGAGAAGUUGGGUGCAGCUGCGUCUCUUAUGAUAAAAGAAGGAUCCGUUGGUUCUCUAUUAGUUAGAUUGCCUUGGAAGGUUAAAGGUUGUCAAGUUGAGGUGGAUGAACUUGAGCUUGUGCUUGCUCCCUGUGCGGAGUAUAAUUUACGUGCUGGAGCUGAAACUUGCAACUCUGGUCAGGAUGGUAAUGGAGACCUUCAUUGCGAUGCUGGUCAUGAUGUCAUUGAAAAAGCUGCAAAAUCUACUUCUGCGGAUGUACAUCAAGGUGUUAAGACAAUAGCGAAUAUGGUCAAGGAGUUUCUUACGAGCUUCCAUGUUAAGAUAAAAAAAUUGAUAGUCGCAUUUGAUCCAUAUUCACACAAGGAUGAGAAGAAAUCGGGUAGUCAUACAGCCUUGGUACUUAGAAUUUCUGAGACAGAAUGUGGAACUUGUGUUUCUGAUUAUGCUAAUCCGAAGCCUAAAACACAAGCUGGGAGCUUUCUUGGGAUUAGUCAGCUAACAAAUUUUGUAAAGUUUGAAGGAGCAAUAUUUGAACUUCUUCAAAUGGAUGGCUUUGAGAAUAAAACAUGCUUUCCGCAUACAGAAACAACACUUGGUGAAUCAUUGACAGAGUGCUGUUCAUCAAGUGUUACAACUCCAAUCCUGACAGGGAAGAAAGGCGGUUUUUCAGGAAAUGUAAAAUUAAGCAUACCUUGGGAAAAUGGAUCUUUGGACAUUCGUAAAGUGGAUGCAGAUGUUUCUAUUGACCCUGUGGAUUUAAAAUUUCAACCCAGCACAAUAAAAUGGCUUUUACAUUCAUGGGAAAAAUUUAAUAAGUUGGAGAAGAAUGGAAAUGAUUCUAUCCUUAAUAAGUCAACAGAUACUGUUCACCUUACUUCAGUGUCCAACUGCCAUUCAUCAAAACCGGUAUCUACUGCCUUUCCAGUGAACAAGGUGGUUCCAAUUCAUGGGGGCUUUUCCACUGAUUUAUCCUCUUUGACAAUGAAAGAAUGUGUAGCUGAAGCUGUGCUACCUGGGCCACAUCUUAUAUCUGAUUGGGUACCAUUAUAUUCGGAUAGAAGUCAAAAAGUUGGUGCUGAAGAACUUGAUUUUGGGGCAAGUGUGGAUCAGUUCUUUGAGUGUUUUGAUGGAAUGAGAAGUUCUCAAUCGGUGUUAGGAAGCAGCGGGAUGUGGAACUGGACACUUUUCAGUGCUAUUACUGCUGCAUCCAGCCUUGCUUCUGGAUCUUUGCAUGUUCCGUCUGAACAGCAGCAUGUUGAAACCAAUCUUAAGGCAACUUUUGCUGGAAUAUCUGUGUUUUUGUCCUUCCAAGAUGAAAACAAGAAAUAUCCAUGUGAUAAGGGUGAUCAGAUUAAUGCUGCAUCAUACAUUCCUCAUCUAGGUGCGGAAUGCCGAGACAUACAACUUGGAGUGCAGGUAUGUCCUCAAGAAAUGAGGUUCGAAGGAACAUUGAAGUAUCUUGAGAUUAUUCAUUGCUUACACUACAAAGAUGGUGAUGUGGACUCUGGCUUACAAGGGUUUAAUGAUGAUAAUAACAGCCAAAUGCAAAAGAUUCAACGACUUCAAGAAGAUGUUCAAGAUGCUCUUCCCUCACUUGCCUCGUCGGUUGAAUGUUCAGACAAGUUAAAUUGUUUAGCAGUUGAAGAUUUUCCAUUUGGAAAUAGAAACAAUGUGUUCAAAGUUACAAUGCUUAAAACUUCAGGUGUCACUUAUUGCCAAUUUACUGUGAAAUCAAGUUCAUUGAAUAGCUGUCCAAUGGGGCACACAUCCUUUUCAGUGAAAUUGCCACCAUUUGUUUUCUGGGUGGAUUUCCCCUUGAUAAAUAUGUUAUUAGAACUGUUCAAGGAGAUUGGAAAAUCUUUUGAAAAGCCUGGUGUAUUUCCAUCUGAGACCUUCAACGAAAAGCAUGGAUCAUCCCAUGGGGAUGUUGAAAGAGGCUCUAGUUCUUGCAUUGCAGCUUUGUCAUCAACAGAAAGUGUACAAGGUAACAUAUCUCUCCAUAGUGCGAGGGUGAUCCUAUGUUUCCCUCUUGGAAGUGACAAAGAUAUUAGACGCUUCUCUUCCUGGGAUCAAUUUGUUGCUCUUGAUUUUUCUUUACCAUCAGCUGAUAAUAGAAAAACAUAUCAAGACAGUGGUUUAGGUGGAAGGUCACAGAAAAGAUAUUCUUCCACAACGACAUGUUCUAUACAUUUGAAUUUUGCUAAUCUUGACAUUUUCUUGAUCAAUCCUGCAAGUAAAAAUCAUGUUGGAAUUUACUCCAGUAACAUGCAGAGACAGAAAUUUUCGGCUGAGAACAUUUUAUCUGCGAGCAACAGAACAGAUUAUCUUUCUGUCAUUAGUAUGUGUUUGCAGGAGGGUCUUGUGACUGGUCCUUGGAUAGCAAAGAGAGCCAAGUUGCUAGCUACUUUUGAGGAUUCAAAGAGCGGUAAUAAUUCUGUGGGAAAAGGUUACGAGUUUGCUUCUGUAUCUACCGUGAAAGAUAUGGAGGAUCUAAAUUCUCAAACUCGAGAAGAGAUUAUUUUGAGCUCUGCAAUUUUACUGCAUGUUCAUCUACCGGCUGUUACAGUCAAAUUAGGCAGUCCUCAAUAUCAAGGCUUAUGCUGUCUUUUGGAUAAGAUGGUAAGUGGAUUGUCGUGUGUGACACCUGCUGGAGACAAUGUUAAGGCAGAAUCUACCAUGUCACAGACAUCUAUUCUUGUGGACUGUGAUGAUGCAGAAUUUUUGAUUAGCCCGGAGUUAAAGGAGAAUAUCAAGGUCUCGAUACAGAGGGAACUUCCUGGUUCAUGGUGUCAUCUAAAACUGAAAAUUCAGAAGUUUUGCUUGCUGUCUGUCUCAAAUAUUGGUGGCAAUAAGGGUGCCAAUUUCUUCUGGUUAGCGCAUAAUGAAGGCAAAUUAUGGGGUUCCAUCACUGGCGUUCCUGAACAGGAGUUUCUCCUGAUUUCAUGUAGUAAUUCUGCAAUGAAACGUGGUGAUGGAGGAGGAUCAAAUGCAUUGUCAUGUAGGUUGGCUGGUUCUGAUAUUAUAUACUUGUGGGAGCCCGAGAGUUUCCAUGGUUUUACAUCUAUAACUGUCAGAUGUGGCACACUUGUUGCUGCAGGUGGUCGCUUGGAUUGGUUAGAUGCAAUAUUCUCCUUUUUCAGUGUUUCCUCGACUGAAAUUGAACAAAAUGAGAAGCGUUUGCAAAAUGGGGAUUUGGAUGCACCUUGUGGAUCUUCUUUUGUUCUUAAUUUAGUGGACAUUGGGUUGAGUUAUGAACCUUACGUUAAGAAUGGAGAGGCUAAGAGUGAAGUGUUUUCAAAUGGCAAAGAACAAGUUGGUGAGGAGUAUGUUGCAUGUCUAUUGGCUGCGUCGUCCUUAAAUCUCUCAAAUUCAGCUGUGGCAGGUUCUAUGGAAAAUGAAUACAAAAUUAGGAUACAAGAUCUUGGACUGCUUCUCUGUAUGGUGUCAGAGUGUGAUAAUUUAUGUGGUUCUUACGGUGCAGAACAUCUUCACAAGAUUGGCUAUGUUAAAAUUGCUCAGGAGGCACUUGUUGAAGCAAUUUUGAGAACCAAUUGUAAGAGUGGCCUUCUAUGGGAGGUAGAAUGUUCUAAAUCUCACAUUCAUGUAGAUACUUGUGGAGACACCACUUCUAGUAUGAUUCGUUUAGCUGCUCAAUUGCAACAGCUAUUUGCUCCUGAUCUUGAGGAAUCAGUUGUGCACUUGCAGACUAGAUGGAAUAAAGUUCAACAGGAACAAGAGAGAAAAUGGUUAAAUGAUGAGAUUAGGUUCUCUGAUGGUCAUUCUGCAACAUCAAUUUCUGAAAGGUCUUCUUCAAGUGUAGGCAUCCAGACUGACCCUGGGUCCGUUGGCUUGAUGGAUGAGAUACGUGAAGAUGCAUUUCACGUAAGUACGAAUGAAAUCUACCCUCAUGGUUCUUCUGAAUUGCAAAGUCAUAUUUCUCAUGAUGAAAACUUUCUUGAAGAGUUGGAUAACAUAAGCUUUGAUAGUCUUUCUUCUAAUCAGUCAUUCAAUGGGUUAGUGCCUGUAAUAGAAAUGGAAAGUAGUCAAACCUCAUCUUUUAUAGAAGGUAACUUACCAGAGUUUAUAGAAGGCUAUUGUUUAACUGAGUUACAGCCAAUAGAAUUAUCAAUUGGUGGAAAAUCAUCGCAUGAGAUUCAUAAAUGCAGCUCGGGUGAUGUUGGUAGUGGAGAUCUUGGAGGAGAAAUUAAUGGAUGGUAUAGGGAUGCCUCUUUCAGAAUAGUAGAAGACCAUGUUUUGAAGGCAAGUGAGGGGUGUAGUGUGAGCAAAUACGAGGAAGACCAGCUCUCUUCUAUUGACAAUGAUAAAGCCAACAAUUUGACAAAGGCCAUAGGGCGUUUACUUCUUAAAAACAUUAAUAUCAGAUGGAGAAUGCAUGCUGGUUUUGAUUGGCACUACUGCAGAAAGAAUGGUCGGCAGCCUAAAAAUGGUGGUGGAAGGGAUACGACUGUAUGUCUAGAGCUUUCACUAUCUGGAAUGGAAUUUCAAUAUGACAUGUUUCCAGUUGGUGAAAUACAUGUUUCUAAGCUUUCUCUUUCAGUUCAAGAUUUUUAUCUUGAUGAUAGAAGCAGAGAUGCUCCUUGGAAACUGGUGCUAGGAUAUUAUUGUUCAAAGGAUCAUCCUCGGAAGUCGUCCUCAAAAGCAUUCAAGCUCGACUUAGAAUCUGUUAGACCUGAUCCUUUAACACCUCUUGAAGAGUAUCGGUUACGCAUUGCAUUCCUUCCCAUGCGUUUGCAUCUUCACCAGCGCCAACUUGAUUUCCUCAUCACCUUUUUUGGGGCAAAAAGCUCAUCAGUUGACCAGUCUCCAGGUCAUCAUAAAGAUUCAGAUGGUUCCACAUCAUUGCCGGUGAUGAGUAAUACUGUUGCAGGGCACAGUACGAGCGUAGAGGAGGCAUUUCUUCCUUACUUUCAGGCAAUUGACAUAUGGCCUAUUCUUAUUCGGGUUGAUUACAGUCCCUGCCGUGUUGAUCUACCAGCACUGGGAGGCGGGAAGUAUGUGGAACUUGUUAAUCUUGUUCCAUGGAAGGGGGUUGAGCUACAACUCAAGCACGUUCAUGCUGUUGGUAUCUAUGGCUGGGGAAGCGUGUGUGAAACAAUUGUAGGGGAGUGGUUGGAAGAUAUAUCUCAAAAUCAGAUUCAUAAAAUAUUACAAGGUCUUCCUGCAGUACGUUCAUUGGUUGCUGUUGGUGCUGGUGCUACAAAACUAGUCUCUAUGCCUAUUGAAAAUUACAGGAAGGAUAAGAGACUACUUAAGGGAAUGCAAAGAGGUGCAACCGCAUUCCUUAGAAGUAUUUCACUUGAGGCUAUUGGGCUUGGAGUACAUUUGGCAGCUGGAGCUCACAAUAUUUUGCUCCAAGCAGAAUAUCUUUCUACAACCAUUUCUCCUUCUAUACCAUGGCCCAUACCGAGUAAAUUGAAAACAAAUGUUCGAUUUAAUCAGCCUAAAGAUGCUCAACAAGGAAUUGAACAGGCAUAUGAAAGCCUCAGUGAUGGCCUAGGAAAAUCUGCUUCUGCCUUGGUUCGAACACCCUUGAAAAACUUCCAGCGUGGAGCCAGUGCAGGCUCUGCUUUGGCAAGUGCUGUUCGGGCAGUUCCUGCUGCUGCUAUAGCUCCAGUUUCUGCUUGUGCAAGCGCCUUGCAUUAUACUCUUCUUGGCGUUAGAAAUAGCCUUGAUCCCCAGCACAAGAAAGAGUCCAUGGAGAAAUAUUUGGGUCCUACUCAGCAAUGGGAACAAAAUUGAUUGAGAUGAAACCAUCACUUCGAUUUUUCAAGAAAUUUUGUUUUGUUUACAGCAGAACAACGGGGAUCAAUAAUGUGACCUCCUUAUUUCUCAUGUAAGAUCCCUAUGUAUCAUGUGUGCAGUUUAGGGAAAUUUUCGAAAAAGAUUCUUUUCCGUCAAAGACAUGGCUGUGGUUCUGUACAAAGUGUAGAUAUGGGUGCUUAUAAAUAUUUAACACUGACAAAUUGAAUUGAUAUAGAAGUUAGUAGUUACUAUGUAUUUCAGAAGUUAGUAGUUACCAUGUAUUUCACCCAAAAAAAAAAAAAAAAAUGGUAGUUAGUAUGUAUACCCCAUUAUAAUUCUUUCGAAAGCCUCAUUCAAAUGUAUGUUGAUUCUGUUGAUUGUAAAUAGUUCUUCAAAAUUCUUUUAUUUUGGGCGACCAGCAGCAUUAUGUAAUUAUACUAGUGUAAUAUUAAUGCUAGAUGCGAGUCAAGUGCUUGUUUUUUUC